Messenger RNA from Eutrema salsugineum, 1724 nucleotides. Its product is annotated as FBD-associated F-box protein At5g38590. The record is from RefSeq and is a predicted model, not a curated record. Gene Ontology annotation, molecular function: protein binding. NCBI's taxonomy places the organism in Eukaryota, Viridiplantae, Streptophyta, Magnoliopsida, Brassicales, Brassicaceae. The transcript has 4 exons. The coding region runs from base 214 to 1623 and encodes 469 amino acids.
UUCAGGUUUAUAACGAAAACCAAAAUACAAACCGAUCGGUUCGGUUUAAGACGAGACUAAACCUAACCGAUUCCUCCUUCUUCUUCCUCAGUCCUCACCCGACUCGACUUCUCUCUUCUCUCUUCCUCUCGUGUUUGAUUUCGGCCAAGAAGCUCAAGAGGUCAAAAUCAACAAUUGGAAAUUACAUUCCUUUCUCUCUGAAGUGAAAUCGAGAUGGUUUCCUUUGGUUAUUUUGCCAGGGUCGCAAAAAGGAAGGUAAAACCAAAGUUUCGUCGUCGACGAUCGGUUCGGGUUUGUAAAGAUAUGAGCAGAAUCAGUGAGUUGUCUGACGAAUUGCUGAUCACGAUACUAUCGUUUCUUCCAACCAAAGUUUCUGUCUCCACUAGCAUCUUGUCCAAACAGUGGAAGUUUCUUUGGAUGUGGUUGCCUAAUCUUGAGUACAGUAGUAGCUAUCAUCGAGAGUCUGCAGCACUUGGGGAAUUUAUUGACAAGAAUCUGCCAUUACAUAGAGCUCCGGUCAUAGAAAGCUUGCGUCUCGACUUCAAUUUUGGGAAUCCACAUGUUGGACCUGAAAAUAUCAAAAGGUGGGUUGAGAUUUCGGUUUCUCGCAAUGUACGUGAGCUGGAAGUUUCUUAUGAUUCGGAGAGCGAAAACAUAUUCCCGGGCAGCUUCUACACCUGCGCAUCGCUCGUGAUUUUGAAACUCGAAGACGUGACUCUCAUGGAUGUUCCCUCAACGGGUUGUCCUCACUCUCUCAAAACCUUGAAGCUUCAAUGUCUUGAAUACGCUAAUCUUCAACGACUUCUAUCUAUAUGUCCUGUUCUUGAAGAACUAUCGGUACAUUUUGAAUGUCGACGCCAUAAUAUGGGAGGGUUCACUAUCAUUGUCCCGUCCUUACAGAGCUUGUCACUCUCUGUAGCUGAUUAUUGGAAAUUUGAUGGGUAUGUGAUAGAUACUCCUUCUUUGAAGUAUUUGAAACUUGAGGAUUGGAAUGGUAUGAUACACUACAUUGAGAUUGAGGAUAUGCCUAAUUUGAAGGAAUCAUAUGUUGAUGUUCCGUGCUAUGAUCUCAAGAGUCUUAUAGGAUCAAUCAAGUCGGUCAAGCGUCUCACAAUAUGUUCAGAGGAUGAUUUGUCUGGUGAUGGUUUUGGUUUCAACCAGCUUGAACAUCUACAGCUAUGUGUGUGCAAACAGGAAUCAUCGCAUCUCCUUGGCCAUUUGCUCAAAAUUUCUCCAAACUUGCGAGUACUAGACAUCUCUCACAUGGAAUAUCAUGGCGAUGAUGGGAGAAAUAAAAUGGUGUGCUGGAAUCAACCGAGUUCUGUUCCUGAAUGCCUGUUGUCGAGUCUACAAAUUCUCAACUGGUCAAGGUACUUUGGGAGACCACAAGAUAGAGAUAUUGCGGUUUACAUUUUGAGAAACGCUUGUCACUUAAAGAAGGCAACAUUCUUGGCUGAUACACAAGAGUAUUAUGUGCCAGACCUUAAGAUGCUCAAGGAGUUGACACUUUCUUCCCGAGCUUCAAGCACAUGCGAGCUCGUAUUUGUUGAGGAGUAUCCUAUAUCCGAUGAACAAUUCAAAAACUAUGUAUUUAAUGGACGUCUAGUACAUAGGAAUGUCUAGUUUUUCCGACUAAUGAACGUCUAGUACAUAAGACCGUUUAAGAAUCUUCCGACUCUGCUAUGUACUCUGCUCGUAUGGUUUGUCUUCGACAUAAUUCUAGU